UUCACAUGUUGGAGGAGUGUGGAAUGAACUUCUCCGAUCAAAUCCAUUAUAAUGUCAAUUUUGGAAUGCACAGUGGAAAGAAGCCCUAUCAAUGCCUGGAGUGUGGAAAGGCCAUGAUUGGCAGAACAGAGUUCCUUAGACAUCUGAGAACACAUAUAGAAGAGAAACCUUAUAGUUGUUCUGACUGUGGGAAGAGCUUUUCAAACAAAUCAGACCAUCUUCAACACCAAAGAAUUCAUUCAGGAAAGAAGUCCUUUAUCUGUUCAGAGAGUGGAAUGAUGUUCUUGGAUCGAAGAAAGGGUAAUAUAUAUUUUUCAAAGCACAAUAUAAUGAAGGCAUGUAAAUGCUUUCGGUGUGGAAAGUACUUCAGAUACAGAUCACAGCUUUUUGUGCACCAAAGGAUCCACUCAGGGGAGAAACCUUUUGAAUGCUCAGAGUGUGGAAAGAAAUUCAGUCAUAGUUUCCUUCAUAAACAGCAUCAAAGAACCCACACAGGAGGGAAACUUUUUGAAUACUCAGAGUGUGGGAAGACAUUCAGCAAAAGUGGCCAUCUUCAAAGUCAUCUAAGAACUCACACAGGGGAAAAGACUUUUGAAUGCUCAGAGUGUGGGAAGAGAUUCAGUAAUAGUACCACUAUUCAACAGCAUCAAAGAACACACACAAGGGAGAAGCCUUUUGAAUGGCCAGAGUGUGGGAAGACAUUCCAUGACAGUAGCACUCUUCAACAGCAUCAAAGAACACAAACAGGGGAGAAGGCUUUUGAAUGGUCAGAGUGUGGGAAGAGAUUCAGUAAUAGUACCACUAUUCAACAGCAUCAAAGAACCCAAACAGAGGAGAAGCCUUUUGAAUGCUCAGAGUGUGGGAAGAGAUUCAGCCAUAGUGGCAAUCUUUUACGGCAUCAAAGAACCCAUACAGGGGAGAAACCUUUUGAAUGCUCAGAGUGUGGGAAGAGAUUCAGCCAUAGUGGCAAUCUUUUACGGCAUCAAAGAACCCAUACAGGGGAGAAACCUUUUGAAUGCUCAGAGUGUGGGAAGAGAUUCAGCCAUAGUGGCAAUCUUUUACGGCAUCAAAGAACCCAUACAGGGGAGAAACCUUUUGAAUGCUCAGAGUGUGGGAAGAGAUUCAGCCAUAGUGGCAAUCUUUUACGGCAUCAAAGAACCCAUACAGGGGAGAAACCUUUUGAAUGCUCAGAGUGUGGGAAGAGAUUCAGCCAUAGUGGCAAUCUUUUACGGCAUCAAAGAACCCAUACAGGGGAGAAACCUUUUGAAUGCUCAGAGUGUGGGAAGAGAUUCGGUCACAGUGGCACUCUUCAACAGCAUCAAAGAACCCACACAGGAGAGAAGCCUUUUCAGUGCUUAGAGUGUGGGAAGAGAUUUGGUCACAGUGGCACUCUACAAAAACAUCUCAGAACCCACUCAGCAGAGAAGCCUUUUGAAUGCUCAGAAUGUGGGAAGAGAUUUGGUCACAGUGGCCAUCUUCUAUGUCAUUUAAGAACCCAUACGGGGGAGAAGCCUUUCGAAUGCUCAUUGUGUGGGAAGAGAUUCUGUCAGAGUAGCAGUCUUCAACGGCAUCGAAGAACCCACACAGAGGAGAAGCCUUUUGAAUGCUCAGAUUGGGAAGAGAUUGUAUUACAGUAGCACUCUUCAACAAUAUCAAAGAAUCCACACCACGGUGCAGCCUUUUGGAUACUCAGAGCAUGGGAAGAGAUUCAGUCAGAGUGGCCAUCUUCAACAGUAUCAAGGAAUCCACAGCAGGCAGAAAGCUUUCGAAUAGAAAGAGAUUCAGUCUGCAUGGUUAUUUUCAACAGCAUCGAAGAACCCACACAAGGAAAACUCAUGUAACUUCUUAGCCCACGGAGGGAUUUCAAACAACUAUUACAGGAGAUGACAUAAAUGUCACUUUGUCUGGCUGGGCCAUGUGUGCCAUACAAUGUAAUGCCAGGUU
Molecule: messenger RNA, 1944 nt
Organism: Gekko japonicus
Lineage: Eukaryota; Metazoa; Chordata; Lepidosauria; Squamata; Gekkonidae
Product: gastrula zinc finger protein XlCGF57.1-like
Exons: 1
Coding region: 6-1637 (543 amino acids)
Biological process (GO): regulation of transcription by RNA polymerase II
Cellular component (GO): transcription regulator complex; PcG protein complex
Molecular function (GO): RNA polymerase II cis-regulatory region sequence-specific DNA binding; DNA-binding transcription factor activity, RNA polymerase II-specific
Source: RefSeq, a predicted model, not a curated record